CUUCGAGCUGCAUCAUUCGGGUCUGCAGUGACUAACCAAAGCCAAAGGGAUAUACCAGCUUUUAAACUACGAACCGCCAGAAAACUAAAAAAAAACCAUCUAUAACCAUGCACAAGAACACCAUUUGGUACGGAGCCGUGCUCUUGGUCGUCUACUACACCGUGGUCUUUUGCGAGGAGACGGAGAACGUCGAGCCCCCGGCAGAAGUGGAUAGCCAAGCGGAGGACAGCUGGGAGAAUCUCGGCCGGGAGUUGAUGGAGUUCGAGGGACGCACACGCCGCCAUCGCCACCACAUGUUCUGGUAUCGUCACCUGUGGCCCAUUGCCAUUGCCUACUGGAUCAAGGUGAAAGUGGUGAUCGUGUCCUUCUUCGUGGGCAGUGCCAUUUACUUGGGACUCCGCUAUUUCUGGCCUCAUGCCAGGUGCAACCAGGAGAUCAUCCUGGAUCAUCCUCCUUCGUCUUUCUCCCAUCACGAUCACAUUCCCUACUCCCUGGAUCACGAUCACUCGGACCACUACGAUGGCCCCACUUCCUAUGACUCCAGCUCCAGCUUCGAGCCCUACUCCGGCUAUAGCAGCUAUGCCGGAUCGGACAUUGUGUCCGAUGUGCACAGCGACUACCACAGCGAAUCUCCCUCGGGUCCCGCUGGCCCACCAAGUGGCCCAACUGGCCCCGUGGACACCCGUCGUCGGGGCAGACGUAGCACUGGAGAUCAGGCCCAAUUGAUGCAGGAGGAGGAGCAGUCGGAGCAAGUGGAGAUUGUGGACGAGGAGAUCUCAGAGAGUGUGGCCCGCCAAAUGCCCGCUGAAGAGCAAAUUGCCGACUUUAUGUUUGCCUUCUUGGGUCUGGACUCCAAGGCCUGCCGUCGGCGCUUCGUCUGCGAAAUGGAGUUCCGCUCCAAGUUGAAUCCCAUGACCAGCAUGGCCUUCCGCAUUGUGGGCCGUGGCUUCUUUGAGAAGUACACCAACGCCAGGAAUCCGGAGGCCAGGGCCACCAACUUUGGCGAGUGUGCUGCCGUCAAUCCCGAGUGCAUAUUCGUGGAAAACGGCGAGGAGAACCCAGAGCAGGAGGAGCAGCAGCCGGAAGAGGAGCAGCUGCAGGCAGCCACCGAGGAGUCCGCAGCAGAGGAUUCCCAGAACGAGAUCAACCUGCAAGCUGAACGGCGACAUGCCAAGCACAAGAAUCGCAAACUCGGCUCCAUUGCCGAGCACAUCCUGAUGCACUAGAAAAAGCCGAGCUUAAUUAAUCUAUUUAUUUGUAUUUAUUUAUUUUAGCUAUAAGAGUGGAUAACGAACACAAAAUAAACUUGCCUCAAAUCUA
Drosophila elegans is the source of this 1320-nucleotide messenger RNA. RefSeq lists its product as uncharacterized. The coding region runs from base 108 to 1226 and encodes 372 amino acids. The transcript is spliced from 4 exons. Lineage: Eukaryota; Metazoa; Arthropoda; Insecta; Diptera; Drosophilidae. The record is from RefSeq and is a predicted model, not a curated record.